UCGCCACCUAACAUACAAUGUUACACACAUUACCCCUUCGUUAGUGAAAGAUAAAUCGUUGGCUUAAGAUGUGUUUUGAUGUGUGAUCAAAUUUGAAGGUUAUAAGUUCAAUCUAAAGAAAAGAGUAUGUCUGAAUCAUCUUUAGUCGAAGAUAGUACAUCUACUAAGUUGACAUCUACAUUAGAGAAUUAUCUAAAGAAAUUGGACGAAACUACGAUUCAUCAUGAGUAUAUGAUCGCUUUGUUUAUAGUUCUUUUAUCGGAGUCUGGUUUUUACGUAUUACCUAUGUCGGAAGCUUCUUUUAGCAAAAAUGAAAAGCUCAUAUAUACAUCACCAAAACAAUGGAAAACUAUGAAAGAUAUUUAUGAGAUCAAGCUUGUAUUGAAAUAUCUACCUCAUGUGAUAUGCAAAUUAGUUGCUAUAUCUUCUGGAGAUAGGUUGAUUGUUAAUUUCUUUUCGACCACAGGAGAAAAGAAUGUUUAUAGUAUUGCUAUACAAAGUUUAAAAUAUGUGAAUCCUUUUUCAAACAAUUUUGCUAGUCGUUAUAUGAACCUUAAGGAAAUAUCACACAGGUUCAAAGAUGCAUUGGUCAUGCGAGUACGAGCAGAUAUUUUAACGGAAGCUGGCCUUAUCAAUCCUAGCUUUCAGGGUUUACCUACAGAAUUGAAAUUAAAAAUUCUGGGAAUGUUAGAAGCUUCCACAUUAAUGCAAGUUUCACAGUGUUCUCGGCAUUUUAACGUAUUAUGUAAAGAACCACUCUUAUGGCAAGCAUUGUUGCGAAGAGACUUUGCAGAAAAGCAAGUAAAAUCGGAUAGAGGUUGGAUAAGUUGCUAUCGUAUGAGAUACAUAGAACACAAUAGAAAACGUCAUCAUAAUACUAGUUGCAGUAGUUACAGUAGUUGCAGUAAUUGCAAACCAGAAAUAGGCCGAUACCAUCCAUCUUGGAUACAUCCAAGAGUAGAUAUACCUUCAAACAUUGGAAAUUAUCACAUUCCAUUACUAUCAGAUUUUUUAAGAUUACAUGGUUCAUCUAGACAAUCUCAUUUAGAUUUUGGUAAUCUUUUUAGAUAUAGAUUUGGAUCUAGAUUUGGUCGUUAGUUGAAUUAUAUUUUAAAUGAAAUAUAUAUGUGCAUAUAUUUGUAUACACAUUUAUCUAUUUUUUAAAGGAAGAGUAUUAAAUAAUUAUCCAUUAUGUAUAUGGUGUAAUUGCUCUUGUAGAUAAUGCAUUUUUAAAUACUAUGUAUAAUGCAAACAUUGAAUAAUUUUUGAAUAAUACAAAUUAAAUAAAUUGUGAUUUAUCAUAUAAUGUAAACUGUAGGUUACAAGCAUUCUAUCGGUGAUAAUGAGUAAUUAAUAAAGAGAAGCAAAUAUAUUUUCCCAUACAUAAUGAACAUAUAUAUACAUAAAAAAAGAUAUAUACAUAUUUCAUUGGUGUGUCAUUCACCGAAUAUGUUUAUUGACAACCGUGUAGUAAUUAAUAAUCGAAAAAAUAAAACUAACAAGGAUCACAUGAA
Messenger RNA from Vespa crabro (European hornet), 1514 nucleotides. Its product is annotated as F-box only protein 7. Bases 127 to 1098 code for a protein of 323 amino acids. The record is from RefSeq and is a predicted model, not a curated record. The transcript is spliced from 3 exons. Gene Ontology annotation, molecular function: protein kinase binding. NCBI's taxonomy places the organism in Eukaryota, Metazoa, Arthropoda, Insecta, Hymenoptera, Vespidae. Gene Ontology annotation, biological process: positive regulation of autophagy of mitochondrion; autophagy of mitochondrion.